UGCCACAGGGGCAAAGCCUGGCGACCUUUUGCGGUGGGAAGACUUGUCACGGGACGUUGUCAACAAGAAUUUCACAUCUCCCGCUGGAAUGUCUAUAUCCAAGUUUCUUCACAUGACUGAGGACAUCGGCCGAAAGCCAAUCCCUGCUAGUGCCUUUGUUCUGCUCCCUUACAACAAGCCUGACCCUAACAAGCCGUUCAAUACUGCGGUUUGGACUCACGGAACAGCUGGACGAAUCCGUAACUGUGUACCUUCGAAUCAUAAGGACUUAUACUAUGAAUGGCAGGGACCAUACGCUCUGUCAACAGCUGGGUAUGCAGUCAUAGCUCCUGACCACGCUGGUCAGGGACCGGACAUACCGCAGGGCUUCAUGUACGAAGCAGGCUAUCUGCACGCCGCAGAUGUCGCCUAUGGUCUUAUUGCUGCUCGCAAGGCCAUCGGACACAGCGAGGGUGGAAUGACAGCAUGGCGGACCAACGAACAGUUGGCCAUGCCAAGCCAGGACGAGCUUCUCAAGGCCGGCAAGUUUCUUGGUACAGUGGCCAGUUCACCAGCACUGCGUCCAUUGGAUCUCAUUCCAGAGUCAGUCCGUCGUGCUGCAGGUGGACCAAUCGGCGACGCUGUUUCCGUCUUCUUCCUGCAAUCGCUUGCACUUGUGUUCUCAGACCAGAUCCGAGUGGAAGUCUAUUUUACUGAUACAGUCCUCGGGCGCAUUCCUCUUAUGGACCAGGGAUGUCUGCUCGUCGGCCGAGCCUUGUUUUCGAACCUUACGGAGGACGAAUUGUUCAAGGACCUGAGCUGGCUCGAGCAUCCUGCCGCGGUUGACUGGCAGAAGCGCUACAAUGGCGCCGUCCACACGCUCUGGCCGCACCUAUGUUGGUUGUACAAGGUAUUAGCGAUCCACUCACAUACGCCCACAACAGAGUGGGACUUCAACCAAACGUGCAAUGCGUAUUCCAAGUCUAAGGCCACACGGAUGUUGUACCCGGAUGCCAACCACAACGUGGCAGCUCAGGUAACGCAAUUCAAUUUCCUGAGAUGGAUCAAGGAUAGGUUCGACAGGGCUGAGGUGCCGGAGGGCUGUGCGAUCAAGACGGCUGAGCCUGCGACAACUCGCUUCAGGAACGUCGGUGCCUUCUAUUCCGGAACCGGUGGCGGUUAA
Macroventuria anomochaeta is the source of this 1162-nucleotide messenger RNA. RefSeq lists its product as uncharacterized. The coding region runs from base 89 to 1162 and encodes 357 amino acids. The transcript has 2 exons. Gene Ontology annotation, biological process: lipid catabolic process. Gene Ontology annotation, molecular function: triacylglycerol lipase activity. The record is from RefSeq and is a predicted model, not a curated record. NCBI's taxonomy places the organism in Eukaryota, Fungi, Ascomycota, Dothideomycetes, Pleosporales, Didymellaceae.